Messenger RNA from Paramecium tetraurelia, 306 nucleotides. RefSeq lists its product as uncharacterized. Lineage: Eukaryota; Ciliophora; Oligohymenophorea; Peniculida; Parameciidae. The record is from RefSeq and is a predicted model, not a curated record. The transcript is spliced from 2 exons.
AUGAAUAAUCCAGCUCAACCAAAUUUCAACUUUAAUUCACUGACUACUAAUCUAGAAGAGGACUUAGAUUGUGGUAACGUACCUUCAUAUGCCUCAUCAUUAUGGGGCACAAAUAAAAGAGAUAAAAAAGAUUAUAUACUGACGAAUAAUAAAUUACAUAGCGAUAGUAAUAAGACAUUCAAGAGUAUUAUCAAGUUGUCAAAUACUAAAAACUUUAAUUCAAAACGGUAUAAAUUAAAUUUUGAUUCUGUAGAUUAUUAAACACCUCCAAAAAAUAAGGAAACCAAACUGAAAUUUAUUGAAUGA